AUGGCGGUACGUACCUCCCUCCACAUGAGUUACUCUCGACUCCUGUACUGACCUUGACCCGACUCGCUUGUAUCCCCUGAUCUUGUCGACUGUCCGCCGCUCCGCCAUUCGACCGCCUCUCUCCUGUUACGUCUCGCCUCACCUCGUCACACGAUCACAGUCAGGAUUCGGUUACGCAGGAGGACGAUCUCGAUGCUUCGCAUUCUGGCAAGGUGCGUCUUCAAUUGAAGUCGGACGAGGGACAGAGAGUGGUGGGGUGCUGGGAGGCCAGACACCGCAACGACGGCGAAGCCUCCAGCACCGAGCGCUAUGACUGACCGUGACAUGUUGUACUUUAGACUUCUCGUCUUGCUACUCCAAAGCCGACAUGCUGCACGAAUGCGUUCAACCCAGGGAUGACUACUUGGAAUGCUUGCAUCGCACAAAGGAGGUUCGUUCGAGACCUCCGAACCACAAGUGCUUCCUCUUUACGCAUGCUCAUCACCACCUUCUUGGCAUCUCUUUCUCUUCCCCACAACUACCUAGAUUUCGAAGGCUAUGAAGAUCAAGUCGCAGUACUUGACCAAGACCAAGGUCGAGUUGGACCAGAAGCGGAAAGAGAUCGAGACGACGACCGACAGUGGGAUUUUGGGCUUGGGGCUGUUGCAACGACCGGACGAGGCACAGCCAUCGACCUAG
This is a messenger RNA of Microbotryum saponariae, 678 nucleotides long. NCBI's taxonomy places the organism in Eukaryota, Fungi, Basidiomycota, Microbotryomycetes, Microbotryales, Microbotryaceae. The record is from the annotation of a GenBank genome assembly.